This is a messenger RNA of Drosophila subpulchrella, 1019 nucleotides long. RefSeq names its product protein BCCIP homolog. NCBI's taxonomy places the organism in Eukaryota, Metazoa, Arthropoda, Insecta, Diptera, Drosophilidae. Gene Ontology annotation, cellular component: nucleus. The record is from RefSeq and is a predicted model, not a curated record. Bases 108 to 1001 code for a protein of 297 amino acids. The transcript has 3 exons.
GGUUGGCAACGCGAAGCAACACGUGUGGACGAAAACAGCUGUUCAAGCCGCAUUUUAUUGUUAUUUGGAAGCUGAACAAUAUUAGUUCCGUUUACUAAAUCAUUAAAAUGUCUGCGAAUAAGCAAAAGAAACUGAACACGAUGGAGGUGGAUCCUAACGAUGAGGACUCAAGUUCCAGUGAGGAUGAUGACGACGACGAACCUCAUCCAGAUGCUUACAGGGGAAACGAGGAGGUGCAAAUCGACUUCGAAGGUCGUUCUCCGGUGGAUCCCGAUGCCCAGGGAAUCUCCCAGCUGCUGCAGCGACUGUUCCUAAGAGCCCACAUCAAUUGCAACCAAAUGGCGGACCUUAUCAUAUCUCAAAACUACGUGGGCAGUGUGAUCUGCCAGUGCGACGAUGAGGGCGCCGAGAGCGAAACUGACGACGAAAACAUGGUCGAGGAUGGCACUGUCUUUGGAAUCACCUCCGUGCUGAAUCUGACCGCCAAGAAGGAUCAGCCCAGCAUCGCCCAGUUGAGAACCUAUCUACUCGAUCGCGCCAAGUCGCACGCCUCGGAGCAAGUGCAGCAGCAGCUGAAGGAGAUCCUGGACAACGAGCAGCGCCAUGUGGGAUUCCUGGUCAACGAGCGGUUCAUCAACAUCCCCGCCCAGAUCUCCGUGCCACUACUGCAGAGUCUGCAGCAGGAGAUCGACGCCGCCAAGGCCAAGAAAAUGAAGUUCGACUUUGGCACUCUGCUGCUCCUGGUUAAAUUCUACAGGAAGGAGGCCAAGAAGGGAAAGCCAGCCGAGGACAAUUACACCAAUGCUGAGGAUGAGCUGCUGUCGGAUCGAGCCAAGUUCUCCUUCGAGUACUCCGUGGCCUCCGAGACGGACUCGGGCAUGUCCGGCGAUUGGCUGGAAGGCGAUGCAGUGAUGACACCCUACAGGAAACUCCUGGUCCUGGAGGCCAAGCAGUUGCCACAACUUAUUGACGAUAUACAGCGUUUCAUUAAUGGUGAAUAAAUGUUUCCCUUUUUAAAA